Messenger RNA from Boleophthalmus pectinirostris (great blue-spotted mudskipper), 1765 nucleotides. Its product is annotated as sperm-associated antigen 6-like. The coding region runs from base 106 to 1629 and encodes 507 amino acids. The record is from RefSeq and is a predicted model, not a curated record. NCBI's taxonomy places the organism in Eukaryota, Metazoa, Chordata, Actinopteri, Gobiiformes, Gobiidae. The transcript has 12 exons. Gene Ontology annotation, molecular function: microtubule binding. Gene Ontology annotation, biological process: sperm axoneme assembly; epithelial cilium movement involved in extracellular fluid movement; neuron projection extension. Gene Ontology annotation, cellular component: acrosomal vesicle; sperm principal piece; microtubule cytoskeleton.
CACAAGCCGACUCAAACCGACGCAAACCGAGCUGCACGGCUUCAUCUGGAUCUGUCAACCGCUUCAGACUGCGUGGGGAAAUUAGUCCAAAAUAAGUAAUAAACAAUGAGUCAACGACAAAUAAUUCAAGUUUUCGAACAGUACCAGAGAUCCCGAAUGCAAUUUGUUCAGACUGUGGCUGAUCUUGCAAACCGGCCACAAAACAUAGAAAUUCUGCAAAAUAUGGGUGUGAUGUCCUUGCUACGCCCACUUAUGCUGGAUGUAGUACCUAGUAUCCAGCAGACUGCAGCCUUGGCUCUCGGCCGCCUGGCAGACCACAAUAAUGACCUGGCUGAAGCUGUGGUGAAAGCAGACAUCCUCCCCCAACUUGUCAACUCUCUUGAUUCACAGAAUCGGUUUUACAAAAAGGCAGCAGCGUUUGUGCUGCGGGCUGUAGCCAAACACUCUCCUGAGCUGGCUGAGGCUGUGGUGUUGUCUGGAGGAGCCAAAGCUCUGGUGCUCUGCCUCGAGGACUUUGACCCCGGGGUGAAGGAGGCAGCUGCCUGGGCUCUGGGCUGCAUCGCACGGCACAAUGCAUCUCUAUCUCAAGCCGUCGUGGAUGCAGGUGCAGCUCCUCUGCUGGUCUUGUCUCUCCAGGAGCCUGAAAUAGCCCUGAAACGUAUCGCUGCCUCUACACUGAGUGACAUCUGCAAACACACACCACAACUGGCCCAUACAGUGGUGGACACUGGGGCUAUUGCACAUUUGGCACAAAUGAUUCUAAAUCCAGACGCCAAACUCAAGAGACAGGUGUUCUCAGCGUUGAGUCAGAUCAGUAAGCACUCCCACAGUCUGGCUGAGAUGGUGAUCGAGGCGGAGAUUUUCCCUGCAGCAAUUGCCUGCCUUAAAGACCCAGACGAGUAUGUGAGGAAAAACGUCACUACGCUUAUGAGAGAGGUAGUCAAGCAUACACCAGAGCUGGCUCAGUUAAUAGUGAACUAUGGAAGUCUGGCAACUGUUAUAGACUACUUGGGCGAAUGCAGUGGACAGAUGCGUCUGCCUGGGAUCAUGAUGCUGGGAUACAUAGCAGCACACAAUGAGAAUCUAGCUAUGGCUGUCAUUCUUUCUAAGGGGGUGCCUCAGCUUGCCUUAUGCCUAUCGGAGGAGCCUGAGCAUCACAUCAAAGCUGCAACAGUGUGGUCCAUAAACCAGAUUGGACAGCACACUCCAGAGCAUGCCAAAGCAGUAGCUAUGUGCAGCCUGCUCCCAAAACUAUUGAAGCUCUACAUGGACCCCAACAGCUCUGAGGACCUGCAGACCAAGAGUAAGAAAGCACUGAAGAGCAUCCUCCAAAAAUGCACCUAUCUUCCUGGUCUAGAGCCCCUACUCUAUGAUGCCCCCUCCAAUAUUCUCAAACAUGUGGUUGGCCAAUUCAGCAAGAUCCUGCCUCAUGACAGUAAAGCGCGGCGGCUCUUUGUCACCAGUGGAGGACUGAAGAAAGUGCAGGAGAUUGAUGCAGAGCCCGGGUCAGUUCUACAGGACCACAUCAACGCCAUUAACAGCUGCUUCCCAGAAGAGAUAGUCAGAUACUACUCUCCUGGAUACUCAGAGGCAUUACUGGAGCGUCUAGAAAACUAUCAACCAGCCUGAUUGACACUAACAAAGCAAUAACAUGACUCCAUGAAGAAAAGCAUCUGAUGACACCUCCACCAGAAAAGUUAUACAAUGCACCUUCAAGCUUCUACACUUUGUUUGCUGAAUUAAGAAAGACUUUUAAUGAAGUAGC